UCCUUCAAAACAACAAAUCCGUAACCUCCUUGAUUUAAUUUUUAUUGUUAUCCGAAUCACCUGAUCCAUUAACCUGACAUAUCACUCAAUCUUUGUCUGAAAAUCUAAUCUUUACCACAGUCUCAAUCACCUGAUUCAUUUUUCUAACAUAUUUCUUAAUCUUGAUUUCAGCCGAAUCCAUUGUCUUUUGCUUUCAUUUUUAUGAAAACUCUAAAGAUUUCCUCAUCUGUUUCUUUCCUUUUCUUCAACUAUUUGGAUAUAUCUUCUAAAUUGGGUAAAAGGUCCAAUAUGAAAUUCAUCUGAAUGUUCAUCUUUAGAUUUAAAAAUUAAUGGAUAAAUCGUAGCUAUGCAAAUUGUCUGAGAAUCCAGAAUUUUGCAACAAGAAACCCUUUUUUUGAUUAAAUCAAGGAAAGGGUUAUGAUGAGUUCAAGUUCGUUUAAAGAAAUUCGAGCAAUGGCCUAUCCAAGAACUCUUGUAUCAAUUGUAGCUUCAGCCGGCGGCUUAGCUGUUUUCUUGCUUAUUGCUUCAUCCCUUUUAAUCUCAGGGCCAAUUGGGUCCACUUUUAGCAGCUAUUUCUAUGGUGUGGUGGAUCAUACAGAAAAAGAUGAUCUUUUGUCUAGUGGAGAUGGCAGUGGAAAUAGAGAUGCUUUUGAAGCCUUUCGUAGUAAUUUAACGAUAAGGAAUAACUCGGAUUCUGGAGAUGCUGUAGUGGAAAGUCAAGUUGGUGAAAUGAAGCCUGGGGAUUCAAGAAAUAUGAGAGGUCAAGAGAAAGUUGUUAAUGUUACUAAUAAUGCUGAAAAGGUGAGCACCAAUGUGCAGAAAAACAACACUAACGGGGCUAAUUUAACUGAUUCAGUUAACACAGAUUGUGAUCUCUAUGCUGGAAAAUGGGUCUAUGAUUCAACUGGACCAUUGUAUACAAAUAGCUCUUGCCCUGUCCUGACACAGAUGCAGAAUUGUCAAGGAAAUGGAAGGCCUGAUAAAGAGUAUGAGAACUGGCGAUGGAAACCUGCUCAAUGCAACCUCCCUCAAUUUGAUGCAAUGAAGUUUUUGGAAUUGAUGAGUGGAAAGACAUUAGCUUUUGUUGGUGAUUCUGUGGCUCGCAAUCAAAUGGAAUCCCUUUUGUGUAUUCUCUGGCAGGUUGAAAUCCCCAAAAACCGUGGGAAUAAGAAAAUGCAACGUUAUUAUUUCAGAUCAACAUCCACAAUGAUUGUCCGAAUAUGGUCUUCCUGGCUUGUGCACCAAACACCUGAGCCAUUUGAUUUUGCUCCCACUGGUGUCGAUAAGCUCCACCUUGACUUACCAGAUGAACGAUUUAUGGAAUUUGUUCCAAACUUUGAUGUAAUUGUUCUUUCUUCUGGGCAUUGGUUUGCCAAGAAGUCUGUCUAUAUCUUGAACAACGAGAUUGUUGGUGGACAAUUGUGGUGGCCAGACAAGUCUAGACAAAUGAAGGUCAACAAUGUUGAUGCUUUUGGAAUCUCUGUUGAGACUAUCCUAACUGCAAUGCUUAAGCAUCCAAAUUAUACUGGUUUAACAAUCUUGCGUUCCUUUUCACCUGAUCAUUAUGAAGGUGGAGCCUGGAAUACUGGAGGCUCAUGCACAGGGAAGGAAAAACCAGCUGUGGACAAAGAUUUAGUAGAAAAUGGCUUUACCAAUAUAAUGCAUGAGAAACAGGUGGCAGGAUUUAACAAGGCAAUCAAAAAGCAGACAAACAAAUCAAAAGCAAUAUUGAUGGACAUUACGAAAGCCUUUAGCUACCGUCAUGAUGGGCAUCCAGGUCCUUAUCGGAGCCCUGACCCAAAUAAAAUCACAAAACGAGGACCAGAUGGCAGGCCUCCACCACAGGAUUGCUUGCAUUGGUGCAUGCCUGGCCCAGUUGACACAUGGAAUGAACUGGUAUUUGAAAUCAUAAGAAGAGAAUUUGUGGCCAAAAAAAGUAAUCCUUCAUGAUAAAUUUCUCAUAUUUCUUUUAGGAGCAUGCCAUUGCUUGCUAACAGAGAUUGUACUUUCUUAUGAAAAAAUUUGUAGGUCAUGUUGGGUAUCAGAGCUUUGUAGGCUUCAUUCCAGAUUUUGAUUUUUCAUUGAUCUUAUUGUAAUAGGCACUAGUUAGAAGAUUAUGAACUGUCUUUUUGUUAUAGGAAAAUGCUGCUGUCAUAGACACCUAUUUUCAUAAAUUAUUACUUUUCUGUAAGUGCAACUAUGAUUAAUACGUCUUAAAAGCAUCUUCUUUAUAAAGUUUACUGACUUUGCCAUCUGAAA
Molecule: messenger RNA, 2259 nt
Organism: Coffea eugenioides
Lineage: Eukaryota; Viridiplantae; Streptophyta; Magnoliopsida; Gentianales; Rubiaceae
Product: protein YLS7-like
Exons: 3
Coding region: 418-1950 (510 amino acids)
Cellular component (GO): Golgi apparatus
Molecular function (GO): O-acetyltransferase activity
Source: RefSeq, a predicted model, not a curated record